CCUCGAUCCCGAACUGUACUCAUCCUUAAUACCUUCUGUCGGUAAGAGCAGAGUUAAAUCUCAAAAACGUAAGCAAUCGGCUUCCUGCCUGCUGACAAUCCGUGCAAAGCAAAAAGGGAACUCACUUCCUCUCUCGCUCUGUAGACUUGCACGGUGCUCGAAGCUGCUGGCUGUUCGGUCCCUGUGAUUUAUUUGGGGUGUGUGCGUGUGAAAGCGAGGGAGCAGAAAGAGGGUGCAACUAAACAGCAAAAAUGUUGGACCCGUCGUCUAGUGAGGAGGAAUCGGAGGAGAUAGUAGAAGAGGAGAAUAAGGAGGUGCAGGCUCCGGCCCCGGGUAGUCGGUUAUCUCCGAGCAGGACCAGCGAGAGCAGCGGGGGGUUACAGCCGAGUAGCCGGAGCAGCAGCAUCCGACCCUCCAGCCCCAGCCCAUCGGUGGUGAGUGAGAAGGAGAAAGAGGAGCUCGAGAAGCUGCAAAAAGAAGAGGAAGAGAGGAAGAAAAAGCUGCAGCUGUACGUCUUUGUGAUGAGAUGCAUCGCCUACCCGUUCAAUGCCAAGCAGCCAACAGACAUGGCGAGGAGGCAGCAAAAGAUAAACAAGCAACAGCUCCAAACAGUCAAGGAUCGUUUCCAGGCUUUCUUGAAUGGAGAGACACAGAUUGUGGCAGAUGAAGCUUUUAUCAAUGCUGUGCAAAGUUAUUAUGAGGUGUUCCUGAAAAGUGAUCGUGUGUCCAGAAUGGUACAAAGUGGUGGGUGCUCAGCCAAUGAUUCUCGGGAAGUGUUUAAGAAGCAUAUUGAAAAGCGGGUUCGAAGUUUGCCAGAAAUUGAUGGCCUCAGCAAGGAGACAGUCCUGAGCUCCUGGAUGGCAAAAUUUGAUGCAAUUUAUCGAGGUGAAGAGGAUCCCCGCAAACAGCAGGCCCGAAUGACAGCUAGUGCAGCAUCGGAGCUCAUCCUCAGCAAGGAGCAGCUGUAUGAAAUGUUCCAGCAAAUUCUGGGGAUCAAAAAAUUUGAGCAUCAGCUACUGUACAAUGCAUGCCAGCUUGACAAUCCAGAUGAGCAGGCAGCUCAAAUCAGACGAGAAUUGGAUGGGCGUCUUCAGAUGGCUGAUCAAAUAGCAAAGGAACGCAAGUUUCUGAAGUUUGUGUCAAAGGAAAUGGAGAACAUGUUUAUUGAGGAGCUUAAGUCGUCUGUAAAUCUACUAAUGGCAAAUCUGGAGAGUAUGCCUGUGUCCAAAGGAGGGUCAGAGUUUAAACUUCAAAAGCUGAAACGCAGUCAUAACACCUCCAUCAUUGACAUGGGAGAGGAAAAUGAAAAUCAGCUCUCCAAGUCUGAUGUUGUACUGUCAUUUACACUUGAGGUGGUGAUCAUGGAAGUUCAAGGUCUAAAGUCUUUAGCACCGAAUCGCAUUGUUUAUUGUACAAUGGAAGUGGAGGGAGGAGAGAAACUGCAAACUGAUCAAGCUGAAGCUUCAAAACCAACCUGGGGUACCCAAGGUGACUUCACCAGCACGCACCCACUUCCUGCAGUAAAGGUGAAACUCUUCACAGAGAGCACAGGCGUGUUGGCUCUGGAGGACAAAGAGCUUGGACGGGUUGUCUUGCAUCCAACACCCAAUAGUCCAAAAUCAGCUGAGUUGCACAAAAUGAUUGUUUCAAAAAACAGCCUGGAUCAGGAUCUGAAAAUAAAGUUGGCAGUUCGGAUGGACAAGCCACAGAACAUGAAACACUGUGGAUAUUUAUGGACAAUUGGUAAGAAUGUUUGGAAAAGAUGGAAGAAAAGGUUCUUUGUUCUGGUGCAGGUCAGCCAGUAUACAUUUGCAAUGUGCAGUUAUCGGGAGAAAAAGGCUGAGCCACAAGAAUUGCUGCAACUGGAUGGGUACACAGUAGAUUACACUGACCCACAGCCAGGUCUGGAGGGCGGUAGAGCAUUCUUUAAUGCAGUUAAAGAAGGAGACACUGUGAUCUUUGCCAGUGAUGAUGAGCAGGAUCGGAUCCUUUGGGUUCAGGCAAUGUACCGUGCUACUGGUCAAUCACACAAGCCUAUCCCUCCAACUCAAGUCCAAAAACUCAAUGCCAAGGGAGGAAAUGUACCCCAGCUGGACGCUCCCAUCUCCCAGUUUUAUGCAGACAGAGCUCAGAAACAUGGAAUGGAUGAAUUUAUCUCUGCCAAUCCUUGCAUGUUUGAUCACGCAACGCUCUUUGAAACACUACAAAGGUUGACACUGGACCACAGACUUAACGAUUCGUAUUCUUGUUUGGGGUGGUUUAGUCCUGGUCAGGUGUUUGUGCUGGAUGAAUACUGUGCCCGUUAUGGAACCAGAGGCUGUCACAGACAUCUCUGCUACCUCAAUGAUUUACUUGAAAGGGCUGAAAAUGGAGCAAUGAUUGACCCAACCCUGCUUCAUUACAGCUUUGCCUUCUGUGCUUCACAUGUUCAUGGCAACAGGCCCGAUGGAAUAGGGACAGUAACAGUGGAAGAGAAAGAACGUUUCGAAGAAAUUAAGGCCAGACUGCGUUCACUACUCGAGAAUCAGAUUACUCAUUUUAGGUAUUGCUUUCCAUUUGGAAGACCAGAGGGAGCACUGAAGGCUACUUUGUCGCUCUUGGAGAGGGUGCUGAUGAAGGAUAUAGUAACCCCUGUUCCACAAGAAGAAGUUAAAGUUGUUAUUCGGAAAUGUUUGGAGAAAGCUGCACUUGUAAAUUACACUCGACUUUCUGAGUAUGCCAAAAUUGAAGGGAAAAAGAGAGAAAUGUAUGACCAUCCUGUCUUCUGCUUGGCCUCUCAAGUGAUGGAUUUAACCAUUCAGAAUCAAAAGGAUCCAGAAAAUGUAGGACAGUUAGUCACUCCUGCCAAAAAACUGGAAGAUACAAUUCGUCUUGCUGAACUGGUUAUUGAGGUGCUGCAACAAAAUGAAGAGCAUCAUGCGGAGGCUUUUGCUUGGUGGUCUGAUUUGAUGGUUGAACAUGCAGAGACCUUCCUCUCACUCUUUGCUGUGGACAUGGACAGUGUUUUGGAGACACAGGCCCCGGACACCUGGGACAGCUUCCCAUUAUUUCAGCUGCUCAAUGAUUUCCUGAGGAGUGAUUAUAAUCUGUUGAAUGGAAAGUUCCACAAACACCUUCAGGAUGUCUUCGCUCCUCUUGUGGUUAGAUAUGUCGAUUUGAUGGAGUCAUCAAUUGCACAAUCAAUUCACAGGGGCUUUGACCGAGAAUCAUGGGAGCCUGUAAAGAGUUUAACAAGUAAUCUGCCCAAUGUGAAUCUACCAAAUGUGAAUCUCCCUAAAGUACCAAAUCUACCAGUUAACCUCCCACAAAUGCCUAGUUUUUCUGCUUCGUCCUGGAUCGCUACUAUAUAUGAUGCAGACAACGGCUCAGGAACCUCAGAAGAUCUGUUCUGGAAACUGGAUGCCUUGCAGACCUUUAUUAGAGAUCUGCAUUGGCCAGAGGAGGAGUUUGCAAAGCACCUGGAGCAAAGACUGAAGCUCAUGUCCAGCGAUAUGAUUGAAUCAUGUGUUAAAAGAACUAGGAUUGCAUUUGAAGCCAAGCUACAGAAGACAAGCAGGUCAACAGAUUUCCGUGUCCCACAGUCAAUAUGCACCAUGUUUAAUGUGAUGGUUGAUGCCAAGACACAGUCCACAAAGCUUUGCAGUAUGGAGGUGGGCCAGGAACGGCAAUACCAUUCUAAGAUUGAUGAGUUGAUUGAAGAAACUGUCAAAGAAAUGAUAACUCUCAUGGUUGCAAAGUUUGUUACUAUUUUGGAAGGAGUACUGUCCAAACUAUCCAGAUACGAUGAAGGGACCCUCUUCUCAUCCUUUCUGUCAUUCACUGUGAAAGCAGCCUCCAAGUAUGUGGAUGUGCCUAAACCUGGAAUGGAUUUGGCAGAUGCUUACGUGACCUUUGUGCGCCAGAGUCAGGAUAUCCUGCGUGAUAAGGUCAAUGAGGAGAUGUAUAUAGAAAGGUUAUUUGAUCAAUGGUACACAAGUUCCAUGAACGUUGUCUGCACCUGGCUAACAGAUCGCAUGGAUCUGCAGCUUCACAUCUACCAGCUGAAAAUCCUUAUCAGGCUCGUCAAGAAAACAUACCGAGAUUUCCGACUGCAGGGCGUACUUGAUUCAACCUUGAAUAGCAAGACCUAUGAAACUGUUCGGAACAGACUGACUGUAGAAGAAGCCACAGCAUCGGUUUCUGAAGGUGGUGGUCUCCAAGGAAUUACGAUGAAGGACAGUGAUGAAGAAGAUGAGGAGGAAGAUUAGAUCACUGUUAGAUUUAGAGGCUGAAUUUUGACAUAGCCUGGUAACAAAUGCAUGUACCACUCUGUUAUCCAAUUAGCCACAAUAGGAUCUUAUUUUUCAACUACUUGUAACAGAAAUGAGGGAACAGUUAUCAGUAAGAUUGAAAGUUUAGCUGUGUGGAAAAAAUAGCACUUAUUUGAACCAUUGAUUUCUAAAUUAAUUUCUAUAUGUUCAUGAGCAAUAUGGCGUAACCAUUGUUUGAUAAUGUUACGUGAGAUAUGUAGGAAUAUUGCUAGGUGUGCCCCUGUUAAAUGCAGAACCUAUUUGGCGCUUCAUCAAUGUAAUGUAUAUAUAUAUAUCUUGAUGGUAAGAUGUUGUGAAGAUGAGUGAGUAAGGUUAUUUAUUUAUUUAUAUUUCUUUACUGGCUGCCAACUGCUUAAAAAGAAAAUGCCCCUUGUAUUAGUGCAAUCUAAAAGUUUCAUUAACAACCCCAAUGCAAUUUUGUUCAUUUUUUUUU
Messenger RNA from Mobula hypostoma (lesser devil ray), 4743 nucleotides. RefSeq names its product Ca2+-dependent activator protein for secretion a (gene cadpsa). NCBI's taxonomy places the organism in Eukaryota, Metazoa, Chordata, Chondrichthyes, Myliobatiformes, Myliobatidae. Gene Ontology annotation, cellular component: glutamatergic synapse. Bases 252 to 4247 code for a protein of 1331 amino acids. Gene Ontology annotation, biological process: synaptic vesicle exocytosis; dense core granule exocytosis; positive regulation of exocytosis. The record is from RefSeq and is a predicted model, not a curated record. The transcript is spliced from 30 exons.